Molecule: messenger RNA, 1759 nt
Organism: Charadrius vociferus (killdeer)
Lineage: Eukaryota; Metazoa; Chordata; Aves; Charadriiformes; Charadriidae
Gene: PWP1
Product: PWP1 homolog (S. cerevisiae)
Exons: 14
Coding region: 1-1533 (510 amino acids)
Biological process (GO): rRNA processing
Cellular component (GO): nucleus
Molecular function (GO): protein binding
Source: RefSeq, a predicted model, not a curated record
AUGGACACCAGCCAGCGUGGAUUCCUCCUGCCGCCACCGUGCCGGGUGAGCCUGGCGUCCCAGGAGGGUCAUCUGUCCACAAAUCGAAAGGAGAAAACAUCGGAUGAAGGUUGUAUAUGGAUGUCAUCACGGAUGCGACAACUAUACGACAACAUGGGUUGUGUUCCCUUGUGGUUCUUCCGUCGUGUGACGUCGGAUGGUGCUGAUGAUAGCAAUGAAGGCCAGAUGGCAUGUGGCAGAGCUAAGUCUUCUCGUAAAAAUGAAGAUCUCUCUGAUGAUGAACUGGAUGAGUAUGAUUUGGACAAUUAUGAUGAAGAGGAAUACACAGGUGAUUUAAAACUUGAAGACUCAUUGGCUGCUUUGGCGGUAUAUGGGAACAAUGAUCAGGAUCCUUACAUCACUCUAAAAACCACUGAUCAAUAUGAGCAGGAGGACUUUUUGAUUAAGCCCAGUGACAAUCUUGUCCUUUGUGGCAGAGUUGAUAAAGACUACUGUAGUUUGGAGGUCCACGUUUAUAAUCAUGAAGAAAACUCAUUUUAUGUGCAUCAUGAUAUUAUCUUGCCUGCUUACCCUCUGUGUCUGGAGUGGUUGAAUUUUGAUCCUAGUCCUGAUGAAUCACUAGGAAAUUAUGUUGCAGUGGGUAACAUGACCCCGGUUAUUGACAUUUGGGACCUCGAUAUAGUAGAAUCCUUAGAACCAGUCUUUUCUCUUGGAGGCACGAAAGAAAAAAAGAAGAAAAAAAAAGGAAAGAAAAGUUUAUCUUCAGAAGACACAGUGAAAGGACAUACGGAUGCUGUGCUUGACCUUUCGUGGAAUAAGCAAAGCAGGAAUGUUUUAGCAAGUGCGUCUGCUGACAACACUGUGAUUUUGUGGGAUAUGUCUGUGGGUAAGCCAGCAGCCAGCCUGAUGCUGCAUACAGACAAGGUCCAGACAUUGCAAUUUCAUCCGUUUGAAACUCAGACCCUUAUUUCUGGAUCUUAUGAUAAAUCAGCUGUGCUGUAUGAUUGCAGAAACCCACAAGAUAACCAUCGAACAUGGCGGUUUAGUGGUCAGGUUGAAAGAGUAAUCUGGAAUCAUUUUUCACCUUGUAAUUUCUUAGCAAGCACAGAGGAUGGUUUUGUGUACUGUCUGGAUGCUCGUUCCGAUAAGCCAGUGUUUACUCUGAAAGCUCAUGAUGAAGAGGUGUCAGGGCUACAACUAAGUAGUCAGAUCAAAGGGUGCCUUGUGACAUCAUCUGCUGACAAAUACGUGAAAAUUUGGGAUAUCCUGGGAGACAGACCAAGUUUAAUCCAUUCCAGAGCUAUGAAAAUGGGUGUUCUUUUCUGUGCUGCUUGCUGCCCUGACUCCCCAUUUGUUUUUGCCUUUGGAGGAGAGCGAGAAGGGCUGCGUGUCUGGGAUAUAAGCAAGAUUUCUGCAGUGAAUGAAGUUUUUGGCAACAGAGAGAGACAUGUUCUGGCUAGUGCCAACUCCGCGGCUUGCAGCUCCACAGCCGGCAGUAGCAGCAACGAUUCGGAGACGGCAAUGGAAUCAUGAUGGAUCAAACAAAAUCAAAGCAGUUCAUGGGACUACGACUAAUGUGUAUUCUACAAAUCCCCCUGUUUGGUGAGAGUUCAUAGAAAUUACUUGAGUGUCUGGCAAUCUGCAGGCUUCUUCAUCUCAGACAGAGAAAGACGGUGAUGUAGUUAAGCUCUAAGUCAGCAGUUUUAAAUUCCUCCCUCUGUUACCGGCUUUGAAAGAUGAAAUCACUUGCUUUUGCCUG